Molecule: messenger RNA, 1656 nt
Organism: Phytophthora infestans T30-4
Lineage: Eukaryota; Oomycota; Peronosporomycetes; Peronosporales; Peronosporaceae
Exons: 2
Coding region: 1-1656 (551 amino acids)
Biological process (GO): dolichol-linked oligosaccharide biosynthetic process; glycolipid translocation
Cellular component (GO): endoplasmic reticulum membrane
Source: RefSeq, a predicted model, not a curated record
AUGAGCACCGCAACCGGAGUGCUGUCUCAAGCGAUUCGUGGCGGCUCCUACCGCUUCCUCCAGCGCCUGUUAACCUUUGCCGCCAACUCGCUAGUACUUCGCAAAUUGCACCUUAAUGUGACGGGCACUGUGACCGUCCGUCUGGAGCUGGCGCUGGCCUCCAUCUUCCUCUUGCGCGACGGAUUCCGCCUUGCAUUCCUGCGCAUGCCGUCACUCGACUCGAAAGCUCCCGGCAAUGGAAAAGCUCACAUACAGCAAUUGGUGAACGUCGCGUGGCUGUCGACAGCCACCAGCUGGUCAGUAGCAGGACUGGUGCUCGUUUAUUCUGCAGUUGGAAGCUCUUCGUCGACUUUGAAAGACGACGAGUCAUUGAGCGGAUACUCGACUGUGCUAGCGAUGUACUGCGGUGCUGCGAUGAUCGAGGCGCUAGCAGAACCUAUGUUCGUCUUAGCACAUGCCAGUGUAUUAGUAAGCUGGCAAGUGGCGGCUCAGAGUGCCGCUUUUUUGGUGCGAGCAGCGGUACAGUACAUCGGCGUCGUCAUACUGGAGCUGAGCUUAACGGCGUAUGGAUUCGCUGAGCUAUCAUACGCAUUGACAUUGCUGGCGAUGUUCACAGUGUUCUUCUGGAGUCGAAUCUAUCGGAAAUCGACCGGAGAGGACAAGUUCGCCUUGACAAGUAUGAGGCAAUUGCUGCCUGGCAAACCGGAAGGAGAAGUGGACUGGUGUCACCAGGAGUUAGUGACGUUAUUAGUGCCACUAAGUGUGCAGAGUGGUGUCAAGUAUCUCCUAGCCGAAGGAGACAAGUGGGUGCUCACAGGCUUCGCGUCACUGCAGCACAUGGGGGUGUACGGCUUGGUGUCGAAUCUCGGCUCUCUCGUGCCUCGGAUUGUGUUUCUACCAAUUGAAGAAGCCACCAAGACGAUCUUCAGUAAACUAGCACUUGGUCAAAAGCAGAAGAGUUACGACAAGGACGAUAGCAAGAAGAAGAGUCUGGCCGACGGACAGACACUACUGUUAGUCUUGCUCAAGCUCAUGAAUCUCGUGGGAUUACUCUUCGUCUGCUUCGGUACUAGCUACGCGUACACGUUGGUACUACUAUUAUAUGGAGUUGAGAAGGCGCUUCAAGGAGUGGGUGCUGCGUUGGCUGUUUACUGCGUUUACAUCCCGUUCUUGGGGUUAAAUGGCGUUUGUGAAGCUGUUGUACACGCCGUUGGAGACGACCACGAGUUGAUGCGACUCAACAAACUUCUUGGCGUUUUCUUCGCCAUCUACGCGUUCAGUGCGCUCGUGUUGAUGCAGGUGCUCGACUGGGGAACCUUCGGACUCAUCCUGGCCAACUGCGUCAACAUGGCGUGUCGGAUCUUGUACUGCUUGAAAUUCCUGGCUUCGUACUUCCUGGCGUUCUGGCGUCAAUCGCUUCCACAUCGGUUCGUUGUCGUCACUUUCUUCGCUUCUUUGGCAGUGACAGCAACCUCUCAGCGUCUGCUGCUGGCUUCAGAGUCGAAGUCACACUCGUUGAUGCGACACGCACUGCAUGUUGCUGUGGGGGUAGUCUGUUUUGGUGCAACGAUUUUCACGCUGUACAUCAAGGAGCGACAUCUUUUAGGAGCUCAAUUGAAGACCCUGCGAGGCCAAAGCAAGUCUCACAACGACUAG